GUGGUGGGGGGGGCUGCAAGCUGGACGCGGGGGCUGCGAGCGGCGGGCGACAGCCAGCCAUGGAGGGCGAGUAAGUCCGUAUUCAUUUUCCUUUUCAACAUUGUGUGUGUUCAGGCAGCCGGGCUCGGCACGAGACGGGCUGCCUGGACCACCGAUGUCUCUCUCGGUCUCUCUCACACACACACACACACACACACACACACACACACACACACACACACACACACACACACACACGCACACACACACGCACACACGCACACACACACGCACGCACGCACGCACACACACACACACACACACACACACACACACACACACACACACGCACGCACGCGGGCACACACACACACACACACACACACACACACACACACACACACACACACACACACACACACACACACACACACACACACACACACACACACACACACAAACACAUGCAGGGAUUCAGCAUGACGGCUUUGUGUGCCGCUAUUGGCAAGGAGGGCUUAGUGGGAAUAAACUGUAUUAGGUAGUGUUGGAUCAAUAGUAUACACCCCGGCUCCAGUAUGGGAUAAAGAUGUGAAGUCACCUGUGCUUUGUGCUGUAAAGCGAAUGGGAACACGAUUCCGAAUCGUGUUAUAUGCAAAAAUUACUCCAGAAUGUGUGUUCCGUGCUAAAACGCGUGGUAGACAGAUGAUAACAAUAGUCACUAAGUGCAGUGCAGUUCUUUACCCUUUCAAUAAAUCACUCAACGUGUAAAUGUAAGGAUGAAAAAAGAUCGCGAAAUGUGGCGAGUUUUGGCCAACAUCGCGUCAUUCCGGACAUGGCUACAAUGAGACGAAGGGAGGGACGAGGCGUUGGGAUUUCUAUCAACGUGUCUCGGGUUUCAUUAUGAUUUUUAAAGCCAAACUUUAUGAAUGAAAUGUGAUUUUUCUCGCUCUCGCCCUCAUCCUCACCCCUCCUCUCCUCCUUCUCGUUCUCGUCGCCCCCUCCCCCACCUCCUCUCGUUUCCUCUCCAUCCUCGCACCCACUCGUUCAUCCUUUCUCACGCCAUUGUAUUUUCUCCUCCUAUAAAACAUGACAUAGCCCGUUGUUUCGAAUCUAGCCCCGUUCGCCUCAAUUCCAUUCAUAAAAAAACACACACAACACAACACACCAGGGCGUGUUAAUGGGGGGCGGAGAGGCGAUACAACGUCUGGGAAAUAAUUGCAACAAUUAAAACGCAAAGUGAUGUACGAAAAAAGACACACACACACAGACACACUCAAACCCACACACCAACACACAUACAUAAACACACACACACAUACACGCACACUAAACCCUCCACCAACACAACCGCUGAUGGUUUAAAUGACCAUGUCGAAUUGAAUGCAGCCGGGUUGCCACGCGUGAGUGUGUAUGUGUAUGUUUGUGUGUGUGUGUGUGUGUGUGAAUAAGUGUGUGUGUUUGUGUGUGUGUUUUUGAAUGAGUGUGCGUGUGUUUGUGGCAGAGCGUUCUCAACACCAGGCCUCGAAAGGCGAAUGGGCGCGUUCAUUGAUACAUCUAUGUGGGAAACACUCAUUCUCUCUCUCUCUCUCUCUCUCUCUCUAUCUCUCUCUCUCUCUCUCUCUCUCUCUCUAUCUCUCUCUCGCUCUCCCUCUCUCUCUCCCACCUCCUAUUCGGUCAUCCUCUUAUCUUCUAUCUCCGCCACCGGUGUGCUAUCUUUCAGCACAACACUUCCUUGUUGCCCACUAUACCUUUUACAUGUCUGUUUGUGUAAGCUAUCACCAUUCCUCUCAUCCUCAUUUAUUUCACAUCAUGUCAUUUAUUUUCACCUAUUUUCCAAAAUAUGCUCGUAAUGUAAUGAAGCGCCCUCAUGAUGGAUGAUUACUCAGCAGCAUGCUCGCGACGUGGUCUGCACGUCCCUCAUUGUGUUAUCGCGCCAGGUCUUUUCUCAUUCACCUCGGACCACGUGAGGGUGCUUUCGGCGCUGUCUAUGUACAGUGUGUCCGGCCCAGCAGGGUGGCUACGUCUGCGUCCACCGCGGCGUGUGUGAUUUUGGGGUUCUUUGGCUGAAAUGUUCACCACCUCAGCAUAGCACAGAGAGUACAGGCCACUACUGUACCGAAAUCGUAAGCGGCCCCCUGCCGAAACAUCGCACACUGCGUCCUCAAAAUGGGUCUUGUCUGGGUGGGCGUGUGUCCGACGGUGUGUGGGUGUGUGUGUGACAGAAAGAGAGAGAGAGAGAGUGUGUGUGUGUGUGUGAGGGAAAGAGAGAGAAAGAGAGAGGGAUUGUUUGUGUUUGUGUGUGUGUUUGUGUGUGUGUGUGUGUGUGUGUGUGUGUGUGUGUGUGUGUGUGUGUGUGUGUGUGUGUGUGUGUGUGUGUGUGUGUGUGUCUAUAUAUGUGUGUGUUUGUGUGUGUGAUGCCUGAUGCGUGAUGCUGGUGGUCACCCUGACAUGGUUAAGUCCUCUCUCUUUCUGUCUCUCUCUCUCUUUCUAUCUAUCUUUGUCUCUCUCCAUGUCGUUCUCUCUCCCCCCUGACAGCGUGCGUGUGCGUGCAGUGGUGAUGACGAGGGACGACUCCAGCGGUGGGUGGGUUCCCCUGGGGGGCGGCGGCCUCAGUCAUGUGGUCAUCUGUAAGGGGCGGAGUCAGGAAGGCCGCGGGAGGAAGCAGUACAUGAUACGCGGGGAGCGGCUACGAGACCGAGCUCCCGUGCUGGAGUGCGUGGUGCAGAAGGGACUGGUGUACAACAAGGUGAACCCCAUCUUCCACCACUGGCGCGUGGACGAGCGGAAGUUCGGGCUGACCUUCCAGAGCCCCGCCGACGCCAUCUCCUUCGAGAAGGGCCUGCAGGGCCUGAUCGACAAGAUGGACAGAGGGUCAGACUCAACGUCCUCUUCCUCCACCCCAGAGGAAGGAGACACAGAGGACGACGGACAAGCAUCCCACACAGGAAGUGAGUCGUCGUCCAACAGCAGGAAGGAGAUGCUUCCUAAACCCAUCACCAUAGUAACCAGUGAGUCGUCCUCCACCUGCUUCGUGCGGCCUGAGGAAUUUGGCUUUGCCGCCGGACACGGUGUAACCACGCAGACGCCAGCGCAGAUCCACACCAGACCAGACCAGCUCUCGCAGGUCACGGCCGUGCUGAACCCCCCCACGCCCCCGCCCCCUCCCCCGGCACCCCCCACCCCUCCGUCGGGCCGGCCGGCCUCCUCCUCCGCCCCUCUCUCCCCCACCUCCCCCACCAUCUCCCUGCUGGAGGAGGGAGACCUGCGCAGCCUGGACCCCUGCAAGGACCUGUGGGGCUCGCGGGGCUACGAGGACUACCGGCGGGCCGCCUCCACCAGGACCAUGGUGGGGGGGCUGACGGGGGGCGUGGUGGUGGUGGGCGUCGGCGGGGCGGGGCUGCAGGACAAGUCGGAGCUGUGCGUGGUGCGCUUCGAGAAGGAGCCCGGCCCGGCGGGCUGCGAGGUCACCGUCAGCCUGGACAGCAAAGGGUCCCGCCAGCGGCUCUCCUCCUCGCCCACCUGCGUGGCCUCCUCCGCCCACCCCUCCUCGGGGGUCUCCUCGGCCGCCGGCUCCCCCCAGGAGACGGGCAAGUGCUCGCCCUCGCCGUCGCCCUGCUGCCUCCACGCCUCGCUGGCCAUGCCCCCCUCUCGGACUCGGAGGCGCGGCGGCGGCGGCGGCGGGAACGGGGGCGGGAGCGGGAGCGGGGGCAACGGGAGCGACCCCGGGGGCUGCACGGGGGUGUGCCCCGACGACGAGGACAGCCCGUGCCCGCAGGGCUCGUCGUCGUCGUGCUCGGCGCGCUGCGUGUACUGCCGCUCCGUGUUCAGCUCCUCGGAGAACGGGCGCGGCCGCUGCCGGGACGCGCCCGACCCGGCGCUGCACUGCCUGCGCCAGUGGACGUGCGUGUGGUGCGCCGAGAGCCUGCUGUACCACUGCAUGUCGGACUCGGAGGGGGAGUUCUGGGAGCCGUGCUCGUGCGAGGACUCACCGGGCGGCGGCGGCGGUGGCGGCGGCGGCGGCGGCGGCGGCGGCGGCGGCGGCGGCGGCGGCCACACGCUGUGCUGCGCCCGCUGGCUGGCGCUGCUGGCGCUGUCGAUGUGCGUGCCGUGCAUGUGCUGCUACCUGCCGCUGCGCGCCUGCCUGCAGUGCGGCGAGCGCUGCGGCUGCUGCGGCGGGAAACACAAGGCGGUGCGGUGA
Messenger RNA from Gadus macrocephalus (Pacific cod), 4177 nucleotides. RefSeq names its product sprouty related EVH1 domain containing 3 (gene spred3). The transcript is spliced from 5 exons. Gene Ontology annotation, molecular function: protein kinase binding. Lineage: Eukaryota; Metazoa; Chordata; Actinopteri; Gadiformes; Gadidae. Gene Ontology annotation, biological process: multicellular organism development; negative regulation of MAPK cascade. The record is from RefSeq and is a predicted model, not a curated record. Gene Ontology annotation, cellular component: membrane. The coding region runs from base 2408 to 4177 and encodes 589 amino acids.